This is a messenger RNA of Penicillium odoratum, 1089 nucleotides long. RefSeq names its product transmembrane protein UsgS (gene usgS). The coding region runs from base 1 to 1089 and encodes 362 amino acids. Lineage: Eukaryota; Fungi; Ascomycota; Eurotiomycetes; Eurotiales; Aspergillaceae. The record is from RefSeq and is a predicted model, not a curated record. The transcript has 5 exons.
AUGUCGAACUUCGAGCCCAAUGCCAUCAUUCGUGGCUUCCAGCUCACUGUGGUAGGAACUGUUCGCGCUCUACGGAAUCCAGAUCUGUUCAAACAUGAGCACUUUCGUCAAGCUGCUAUAGCAAUUGCUGUUGGUGUUAUUAUCCAACUAAUUAUUCAAAUCCCGAUAAUCGGCCUGAAGUUUGCUCUAUACAUUAUCUCGUGGGUUAUCGACUUGGAAAGUGAAACAUGGGACGACGAUCUUCUCAAAGGCCUGGAGUUCUUAUCCAAGUCUGUUCUCCAAGUGCCAUUUCUUUUGAUGACCUUGAUGGGUCAUCUUACGCCGACUCUUGAUGAGAUUUUCAUGCAAUCAAUCCACUGGGUGGACACAACUUACGCCCAGAAGCAUAAGUCUGAGAAUCCUGACACUUUGCGUGAUAUGUACUAUCCAAACCUGGAACUUUUUCCAACCAAGGGAGGUCCUCGUCAAUCACGUCCCAAAAUAGAGAUCUUUAUGACCUUUGCCAAUCGAUAUGGCAAGAAGAUAGCCCUAGGGUUAGGGGUGUAUUUCCUGUCCAUGCUCCCUAUCGUUGGGCGCUUUGUGAUGCCAGCGGCCAGUUUCUAUACAUUCAAAUCGCAUGUCGGCACAGCUCCAGCUAUUGCCAUCUUUGGUGCUGGCCUAGUCCUGCCCAAGACAUACAUCAUUCAAUUCCUUCACACUUACUUUGCGUCAAGAAGUCUGAUGCGUGAACUUCUCGAACCGUACUUCCGUCGUAUCAAAUUCACCCCUGAGCAGAAGAUUCGUUGGUUCCGUGACCGCGAGGGUGUUUUGUUCGGCUUUUCCUUUGCCUUUACUGUGGUUCUGAAGACUCCUUUCAUUGGCGUUGUUAUGUAUGGUGUUGCUGAAGCAUCUACGGCAUAUCUUGUCACCAAAAUUACUGAUCCGCCACCAUCCCCCGUUGAGAGUGAGGGCUUUGCCGAGAGUCAAGUCACUUGGAAGAACAAGCAUGAUUUCCUUCGCUUGCCCCUUGAUCAUAUUGACAAGCUCAAUGUAUCCAAUGGAAGGGAUGUGAAGAAAGAAUCCGUUCUUGAGGGACAGAAAACCAAUUGA